Molecule: messenger RNA, 388 nt
Organism: Meloidogyne enterolobii
Lineage: Eukaryota; Metazoa; Nematoda; Chromadorea; Rhabditida; Meloidogynidae
Source: the annotation of a GenBank genome assembly
UUCAUUCCCUAAAUUCUCAAAUAAACUAAACUUCAAUAACACUACUAUAAUUAAGAUUAUCUCAUUCUACAAGAAUUAUAUGAAAGAAAUUGAAUUGUUUAAAAAUACAGAAGACCAUUUGGAAGAGGAGGAAGAUAAUGUACAAGGAUUAAGUGCCGAGGAAAUGAGAUUAUUUAUUCAAGAAAGAUUGAAUAAAAUGCUCAUUACAUUAAAUUUUGAGGGCUAUCAAGUAAUUUUGAGAAAAUAUUUGAGAAUUGUUAAAAGCAGAAAUGAGCAAAUUUUGAGUGAUUCACAAAUUGAUAUAAACAGUUUAUUAAAAAAUAAAAAUCAAAAUCUUGAAGCAUUUGUCAAUAUUGUUAAUAAUGCCAUUGUGCCUUUAUUGGAGUAA